This is a messenger RNA of Cladocopium goreaui, 4047 nucleotides long. The record is from the annotation of a GenBank genome assembly. Lineage: Eukaryota; Dinophyceae; Suessiales; Symbiodiniaceae.
AUGGGCAGGAUGGUUCUGAUGUAUCCUUUGGAAGACAAUGUCGAUGAGGAUGACCUCAAGGUUGAGAUGUCAUGCUGGGAGUUGAAGGUCAGCAAAUCAGGUUCGCAGAUUCCGGCACUAUGUCAGGAGACUUAUGAUGACAUCCACAGGGACAUCUCUUGGUGGAAGGUCGAAGCUCCGAAGGAGAAGUCCAAUGAAAGGUUUCUUAUUAUCUACUUGGCGAAAGCCAAUCACCGGCCAUGGACGUCCCCAUGGUUUGACGGACCGUUGAACUACCACAAAAAGCAGCUCUUCGCAUGGCACGAGCUCCAGGGCUCCAGAGAUGUAUUGAAGGGACUGAAGAUCGACUCCGAGUCUCUGAAGACCAUCGAACCCGGCGAGCCGGAGGACUGGAACCAUGAAAUCAGCACUGCGAUGACGCCAGAGCAAAUCUGCACUGGAAUUGACAUCAUGGAAUCUGAGAACAUGGUCCAACUUAUGAUUCACCUCAAUGAGGAGGCCCUCGAUGGCGCCACGGCGCGGGUUCCCUUGGAGGAAGUCUUUGCUGCGGACGUGUCCCCUUCGGAGGUGUGGGUGUUUCUGCGAGGAGACAGUUUCACCUUGUGCAACGGCCGCUUUGCGCAGCCGGUGCGUCCGGCACAAAGCAGUUGGCAGAUCCGCUCGGUGCGACGGAAAAACCUGCCGGAGGGCUGCAACGUGAAGGCGCCGGCCUUCUACAAUCCUGCGCUGCUGAUCAGUUUGGUGAAGGAAAGCAGUGGUACUUGGGACAAAGUCUUCCAGGAUUUUCAUCAUUGCAACUACGGCAUGCCACGGGAUCGUAUUGAAUGGAGCGAGCGAGUGCAGAGAUGCAUGGUCUUGCUUCCUGGGGCUCCAAACAACAAGGUUGGAAAGGCAUCCAGAGCGCAAGCGCUCGUAAAGAGAGUGGAAGCGACUCAACACUCGCUGCUGAAUCGUAUCAUUAUCCUCUUCCACUUGGAGGACAAACUCACCAAGCUCUGUGAAAGCCACAGGGUGUCUAUGCACGACUUGUUCACUUUGAUGGUGCCUGCUGCAACUGCCAGGGAUGUUCUGCCUUUGUUUUCUUGGUUGGACAAGCACUGCAGAAGGCGCCGCCUCAGCAUCUUAUUGGCCUGCGCCUUCCUGGUUCUCAUCUUCCAGAUGUAUCUCAGUGAGGAGCAGCAUCAGGCCGAACCGGCACUGGAUCAACCCGAACGCAUCGCGAUGGAUUUGCCAGACGCUCCAGAGGCGGAGAUCUAUCGCUGCGAGCUGCGGUCCUUUGGAGCUUUGGGCGAUGGACAAAGCGACAAUUCCAAGGCCUUUCGUGAGGCGAUACGAAGCAGUAGCACCUCACGCACCGCAAAGCAGCGGCUCCUUAUGGAGAUACCUGCAGGCACCUUCCUCACGGGUUCUUUCAAUCUUACCAGCAAGAUGACUCUUCGCUUGCUCAAAGGUAGCAAGCUCUUGGGGGUCACGAAUUUAUCGGCGUAUCCAUUAGUUCCGCCUUUGCCCAGCUAUGGGCUGAACCGGGACUGGGCCAAAGAUCACAGACAAAGGCCAGCAGCGUUGAUUUCCGGGUUUAACUUGACGGAUGUGAUCAUUGAAGGUGAAGCUGAGGAUGGUCGUCUCAAUGGAGUGGUGGAUGGAAGCGGAGAAUGGUGGUGGGCGGAGUUUCGCAAGAAAUCCUUGCCUUUCGGUCGGCCAUCGCUGAUCCAGUUCAUGUACAGCUCACAGCUGGUACUUCGUGGCAUCGUCCUGCAAAAUCCACCCUUUUGGAACACACACUUCUACGCCUCCGGAAACGUUCUUGUCGAACACGUUCGAAUUGAAGCUCCGUAUUCAUCGAAGAACACGGAUGGUAUCAACUUGGACUCCGUCAACAACGCUGUGGUGCGCCACUGUGUGAUUUCCACGGGCGAUGAUGCCAUUGCCAUCAAGAGCGGACUGAACCAAGCGGGGAUAAACUUUGGGAUGCCUAGCUUCCAAAUCCAUUUGCAUGAUCUGGAGAUCCGUUCCAAGUGCUUGUCCCUGGGCAGUGAGAUGAGUGGUGGCAUUCAUGACGUGCUGGUCGAGAAUGUUCGUUUUGGAGACAAGCGCAACGAGAACCGCUGGCACGGCAUUUUCAUCAAGAGCUCCAGGGAGCGUGGUGGCAUCAUGGAAAAUCUCAUGUUCCGCAACAUCUCGGCAGUCUUUAGGUCCACGAGGCAGACGAAAGUCUUCAUCGAGAUUUCAAUGCAGUAUGGCAAGUGGAAUGGACCGGAGGGCCGGGGUGCGAGUCAACCUCCACGCUUUCGAAAUUUCACCUUCAGGGACCUGCUCUCGGAGGGUUCAUUUGUGGUCGGCAACAUCAGCGGACUGCCCGACAGCCCCGUGACGGAUGUGACCUUCGAGAACGUGGCGGCGCGCAACAACCACCGGGGCAUCCAGUGUAUGUAUGCCGAGAAUGUGCGCAUCCUGCACGGUGUCAAGGGGCACAGCUGUCAUUCGACGCAUCCAGAUGUCGUGGAACUAGAUCAGCUGGAUCCUUUGCCACGAGGCGGGAAGAAAGCCAGAGAAGACUUGAUCAACGCUGUCUUCGGGCACAGGACUUUGCCCAGUCGCAGUCAACCUGACCAGCAGCAAAAGAUCCAGGAGGAUUUGUACGAGUUGACCUGGGUAAAAACUUCCAAGGACAUCUCAAGGUCUUUUGACUUGAAGAGCAAAGUGUUCCAUGUCCCACGCGGCCAGGGCUCCAGAAGUGCAGUGCUGUGGCAUCAGGGCCACCACGAUUGCAUUUGUCCGAUGUUUCCGGCCCAGCCAAGUCCACCAGGCAGCAAGAUCCCACCAGGUUUCCAGCAAGGUGCUUGUGCACCCGGCUGCAUGGGCUACAAGCACAUCAAGGAUCAUAAACUCAGACGACACGCAACUUGGUGGGAUCUUGACAAUGUCACCAGCUUCUUCCGCUCAUUGGGCCAUCAUGUCUUCAUCCUGUCCAUGCCCUUGGUGGGUGUGAAUUUCGAUCCUCAACGAAGCAGCAAUUGGACGGAUCAUUGGUGGUUUCAGCAACAAGAGGCCCUGGGAGACUUCACCAUUCGCUAUUUCUGCGAGCCGGUGAUUCUCACCAUGAACUAUGCCUUAAGCCUGGGCCUUCAGGACAUCCAUCUGGCGGGCUUGUCGGGUGGCGCAUGGACCGCUAGUAUCGUGGCCGCCAUGGAUCAACGGGUCCGCACGUCGAUUCAAGUGGCAGGUGUUCUUCCCUACAGCAUGCGUGUCUCCGCUGAUCAGCAUUCCAGCGGUGACAUUGGCCGUGAUAUGGGUGAUUUCGAGCAGCUCUGCGACUUGCCACCGCACCCCUUCCGCGAGGGAGCCAGGCAUAUUGGCUACGGCUGGCGCAAGGACGCUGGCCGAGCAUACUGCAAAAUUUGCAACUACAGAUGUCAGUUUCUGCUGGGUGCCUUGGAAGCGAACCGACGAGUUCUGCAGCUGUACCAUGAAGACGACAGCUGCUGCUACGCCGCCUCCAACAGGCAUUCCGAGCUUCGUCGCCAUGAGGACGAAAUCCGGCGAGAACUUCAAAAGUACCCGGAGCACGGCUGGUUCACCGCAGUGGUCACGGAUCACAGGAAACACGAGCUGAGCAUGAAGGACAAAGAGGUGAUCGCCUGGGUCCUGCGGCAUCCGCUUCCGGCAGGGAGUCCCGAGUGGAACGUCUUGCCUUGCGACGUGCUGCACGGGGAGUCCAAUCUUGCGGCCACCUGCCAGAUCCAGACUUCCACCGCUAUUGGUGAACGAUCCGUGCAACUGAACUUUGUGGCAGACAGCGAGUACGCCAUGUGUUGGGGUGGCCUAGGUGGAGCAUGCAUUCCGCACUCCGCCUCCAUGGAGAUUUUUAUGGACGGUGAGGAGUCGCACCCUGUUUUGAAGUUGGGCCUGGCGAAAGCAGAAAACUCCAAGGGCAAGUGGGAGGAGGUCUUCAAACAGAUGCAACCAUGGGAACUCUCUCGUGCUUUGCUUGAGGACUGCCAACGCCCACCUGAACUUGCCCUUGAGGAUGACGACCAGGACGCCUGA